Messenger RNA from Annulohypoxylon maeteangense, 1787 nucleotides. RefSeq lists its product as uncharacterized. NCBI's taxonomy places the organism in Eukaryota, Fungi, Ascomycota, Sordariomycetes, Xylariales, Hypoxylaceae. The record is from RefSeq and is a predicted model, not a curated record. The transcript has 3 exons. The coding region runs from base 129 to 1613 and encodes 494 amino acids.
AAUACAUAUGGACUGGCCCCGUAUGCAUAUUUCUAAAUUUUCGCUUCUUUCUCUUCGUUCCUUUCCUUUCCUCCCUGUUUCUCUUGAGAGUCAUACCUUCUCUUGGCGCCUGAUAGUCUUCAUCUAUCAUGGCAGCCCAGGAUCCAAAUGCGCCAACAGACAGUAAUGGCGGUGCUCUGGUGGCUACCGCCAUCACUAUGUUGAUAUUCUCUUGGCUAUCUGUCUCUCUAAGAUCCUUCGUACGCGCUAGGCUAACUAAUGGUUUCCAAUGGGAUGACUGGAUCAUGCUAUUAUCUCAGUUAAACUUCACAGCCUCGUGCGUCUUAAUUCUCGUAGGAGUUCAGGAUGGCCUAGGAAAACACAACAAAUCUCUCGACCAGUUCCACGAGAUCCAGGCUUUGAUGUAUCAAGCAAUAGCUACCGCGACAUAUGUCCUCAACAUGUGGUUGAUCAAACUUAGCAUAGGCAUCUUCCUACUCCGCCUAGCUACGCAGAAGAGGUAUAAAUACACCCUCUACGCUAGCAUCGUCAUCGUUAGCAUAUGGAGUGUUGUUUUAUUCUUCUGGAAUAUAUUUCAGUGUAAUCCUGUUGCUGCUCAAUGGGAUUAUACGAUCCUUGCGAAUGAUCCCACCUCUCAUUGUGUCUCAGCCGAUGAGAUUGUCGAUGCCGCUUAUGCGUUGAGCGUCAUGAAUAUCCUAUCCGACUGGAUGUACGCUUUAAUCCCGAUUCCCAUGCUCUGGAGUGUCAAAAUGUCGGCUCAAGCUAAACUUACUGUGGUUGUUGUUCUUGGUCUGGGGAUAUUUGCCAGCAUCGCUACUCUCGUCCGACUCAAAUUCCUUGCCGAUCUCACAGAUAUGGCAGAUAUUCUUCACGCUGGAACCGAUGCGAUGGUCUGGACAUUGAUUGAACCAGGAGUUGCUAUCGUUGCUUCAAGCCUUGUCACUAUACGACCCCUACUUCGUCUUUGGAAAAUUAAAGGGUUCGGUUCAACUGGACAGAGCCACCCAACCAAUCAGUACAAUAGUAAUCGCAUGUCGCGUACGAACCGAUCGAGCAAGAUGCCGGGUUUCGGCUCUACCGAUGUAACUUUAGUAGAUAUUGAAUCCCAGUCAAAGAUUAGCCGCCCUCGUUCCUCGGUCGCCGGGUCGUUUGUUGGAAGCAGGAUUCAGCGUUCACGGUCGGUAUCUGACGGUGCAAGCUUCACGAGCAGGAGUCUGCAAUCACGAGCAUCUUCUGAUGCGCCAAUGUUCUCCGGCUAUCCACAAAGAUCCCGGUCGAUCUCCGAUGCAGACACAUUGACUGGUAGGAGUCAACGAUCUCGGCCGUCGCAUUUAACAAGAUUGUACGAAACGCCCAUAGAAGAAGACGACGCUCAGUCAGAGUACGAAGGUCCGGCAAAUAGAAGAAUUGCAGUGAGAAGCGAGAUGUACAUCAUCGAGGGCAACGUAACACCUUCGCCGCCACCAGGAGCACACAGACGGGGUGAAACAUGGCUAACAGAACAAGACUCGUCAAAUGACGGGUCAUUUGAGCUCAGCCGUAUCAGACCUCAAUACAAUACGAAUAUGGACUCUAUGGAGUUACCACGACUACCACCAACUUACCGACGAUAAACAUUACAACAACGUUAUCACGGAAACCACUUUACAUAUAAUGCUCCGAAAUAGAGACGUCAAUACGAUCAUAACGUCAACUAUAGGGCCUCAAUCAUUUCGACUUUUCCUUUCAAUUCUAAUUAGAUGUAUAAAUGGAUCAUAUAUAAACCAAGAUACCCAAAUGGCCGAAAC